ACAGAGUUGGAGACUGGUUUGCUUCCUCUAAAAAUAUUCUCUAGGGCAAAAACUCCUCUGCGCAUCUUUGUGGACCCAGUGUCUAGCCAAGUAGAUAAAGAUCAAUCAAAUAGCUGACUGCACAGACUGCCUUCUCCGUGUUUCCAUAGCCAGAGACAUGACCUGACGCUAUUGAUGACCAGUCUCAGGGCCCUUGGGUGACCAGCUGGUGCACCAUGGAACUUAAAGUUUGGGUGGAUGGAGUUCAGAGGAUUGUUUGUGGGGUCACCGAAGUCACAACUUGCCAGGAGGUUGUAAUAGCCUUAGCUCAAGCGAUAGGUCGAACUGGAAGGUACACUCUAAUAGAAAAAUGGAGAGAUACUGAGAGACAUUUGGCACCUCAUGAGAAUCCCAUCAUAUCCUUAAACAAAUGGGGGCAGUAUGCCAGUGACGUGCAGCUUAUUUUACGUCGGACAGGGCCGUCUCUCAGUGAGCGGCCCACUUCUGAUAGCGUGGCUCGAAUUCCUGAGAGAACUUUAUACAGGCAGAGUUUGCCCCCCUUAGCCAAACUGAGGCCUCAGGUUGACAAAUCCAUCAAACGGAGAGAACCUAAGAGGAAAUCGUUAACAUUUACAGGCGGUGCCAAAGGGUUAAUGGACAUUUUUGGAAAAGGUAAAGAAACUGAAUUUAAGCAAAAAGUGCUGAAUAACUGCAGAACAACAGCAGACGAGCUAAAGAAGCUGAUCCGCCUGCAGACGGAGAAGCUUCAGUCCAUUGAGAAAGAGCUGAAAUCAAAUGAAAUAGAAAUACAGUUUUGGGAGCAAAAAUAUAAUUCUAACCUUGAAGAGGAAAUUGUCCGCCUGGAGCAAAAGAUCAAAAGAAAUGAUGUAGAAAUCGAAGAGGAAGAAUUUUGGGAAAAUGAAUUGCAGAUUGAACAGGAAAAUGAAAAACAGCUGAAGGAUCAGCUUCAAGAAAUAAGACAGAAAAUAACAGAAUGCGAGAGCAAAUUAAAGGACUAUUUGGCCCAGAUCCAGACGAUGGAAAACGGUCUUGAGGCAGAAAAAUUGCAACGGGAAGUCCAGGAGGCACAAGUCAAUGAAGAGGAGGUUAAAGGGAAGAUCGGUAAGGUCAAAGGGGAGAUUGACGUUCAAGGUCAGCAGAGCCUGAGGCUGGAAAAUGGUAUUAAAGCUGUGGAAAGAUCUCUCGGACAAGCCACCAAACGCUUACAGGACAAAGAACAGGAACUGGAGCAGCUGACUAAAGAGCUGCGGCAAGUCAAUCUCCAGCAGUUUAUCCAGCAGACGGGGACGAAAGUGACCGUUUUGCCAGCGGAGCCCAUUGAAGUAGAGGCCUCACACAUAGACAUAGAACGGGAGGCAGCAUUCCAGUCUGGCUCCCUGAAGCGGCCUGGUUCAUCUCGGCAACUCCCCACUAAUCUUCGGAUUCUGCAGAAUCCUAUCUCAUCUGGUUUUAAUCCUGAAGGCAUAUAUGUAUAACAGUAUCUGUCUUUGGGCGAGAGACCCAAUAAAGGUACCACGGACAGUACAGAUUCUUCCUUUGAUUUGUGCCAAUGACAAACAGAGAUGUAUUUCACAAGCCACCAUGUCUUUUCCUGUCCUAAAUUGCAUACCACUUGGAGCCAUACCCUGUGCACUGAUGCUAAAGAACAAAGAAACUCUUUCCACACAUGAACAGUGUUGACAUUUUUAUCCAGCAGCUGUAAUGCAAAGCCUUCAUUUUUAUGUGUAGCCUUUUGAGAGCAUUAGGAAAGUAUUAUUCUGUGUGUAUACAUAAAAAAAAAAGUGACUUAAGAGUGAAGAGAAGUAUGUGACUGGCUUAGUUUAAUUUAUUCCAUGUAAUCAAUUAAUGUGUGAAUGUUAGUGUUUUACUGUUUUUUAUUAAUACUUACCUUGUGACCGAAUUACAUUACAUACUUGUGAUUAUGACUGUGUGCAUGUGGCCAGGCUCCCCCCGUAGAAUGCUGAUUUACAAGUGUCAGAGUGUGCUCCACCAUCGCAACAAACUCCAAGAGAACCCACUUGGAUUGACUUUGUGACUUGUCCUAGCCAUUGCUUAAUUGGUUGAAAUAAUUCAGCAUUUCUUUUUAAUCUGGAGUUUAAUAUUUUUUCUUUACAAUGUUUUCAGUACAUGAAGGACCACAUACCAGAACAGAAAUAUUUUCGUGAGGUAACUUGUACGUUUAAAAGGUGUGCAGUGCUUCCGACACUGUAGGACAGAGUCGGGAAUGCUGAAUAUCUCUUCAAACAGGCAAGGGGGUUCCUGCUACAUUAUGUUAUGCCCCUGCCCCGCCUUAUCCUUUUACUCUCAUGGAUCCUCAGAAUUGCCAUAAUAUAUAAGUUAGAGAUAUCUGAGGACCAGGUCAGUCUACUUUAGGAAGAUUGCUUUAAGUGAUGUAUUUUUUAAAUGGCCCACUUCCUUAUUGUAGUCUUCCGGUGUAAGCGCCCGUGGGGAAGGUAUUACUUGCACAUCAUUUCCUCUGUACGUUGUAGACUAUUGCAAUUUCUCCAGUCACUUAGAGAUCGAGAAAGUGGGUUGGAGUUAGGUACUUUUUACCAAGGAAAUAAAGUUAAAUUCAGUGUUUGUUUUCAUUUUUGAGCUUGACUUUUAUAGGACGUUAAUCUCCAUUUGUACAUAUAUUUUUUUAUUUAUGAAACCAAAAACGAGUCAGCACCCCUCUCAUGAGUAGUGAUUAACUUAAGACUCACAAGUAAUAUCUAAAUGGAUGUGGUCAGAUACCUCUUAGCCAUUUUUACAUUCCCUCUGAUAUCAUUAAGAUCUUUUUCUGAAAUUUCUAGUUUUUAAUUCUGAGGAAAAUACAUCUCUCAAUUUCUUACAUGUAACAAAGUAACAAUGGAUUAGUAUAUUAAUGCCAUGGUAACAAUAAAAAGAUGUAAGUUAUAGCUUAUGCAUGCGGGCAACUUUGGAUGUUUUAAAUGCAUUUCACUUAUUUUUGGUUUAAUGAAUGCUGAGAAUGCUGCUAUAUUUAGGUUUCCAGUGGAAAAUUCUAAGAAUGGCUAUGAAAAUAUAUAGAAGCUUCUAGAGAACUGAAAGUAAAAUGCAGAAUUGCCUUUUCUAGUCCAGCUAAAUGGCAGACCUCAACUAAAGGUAUUACUUUCUUUGGGUUCUUGAGUUGACCUUGCCAUUAUACUAUUUUGCAAAUGAUUUGAGAAAUAACUGAUUCUUACCUAAAUAACCACAAUCUAUACACAUUUGCUCUCAAUUUAUAAAUAGUUAUUUCAUAUUUACAUAUGAUUGAAAAUUAUGAGAAUCAAAAAAUCAAAGUAAUUUGUAGAUUUUGUGACAGUAAUGAUUUAUGUAUGCCCGAUAUAUGCCUUAUUUUUAAAGGGUUCCAUCCUAUACUAAGAGUCAUUUUGUUGUUAUCCAGAGAAAUUGUGAUCUUAUUCACAAAGAAAAAUAUUUUUAUAAAUUGAUUACAUUCUAUUUAAAUAAAAAUGUUAAAAGAUAUGUUAAAUUUUGCAAUUAUAAAUUGUAAAGAUGCUUGGCAUGCCAUGAGAAACACAGAGUCAACACCAAAUUAAUUGUUAUAAAUUCUUAUCAGCAGUAAUCUAAUAAUUCUCAAGAGAGGCUGGCAGCAUCCUUCCACCUUGCAGUGGUCCUGGGUUCCCCAGCCUUGCAUCAUGGCAGCCUCUCUGAUAACUUCAUCUGAGUUCUCAGUAAUCUCUACAAAUCUCUGCCAAGUAAUCUCUACAAAUCUAAUUACAGAUAAAAAUAUUUCCUCGACGAGAAGAGGUAAAAACAUGAAUUUGAUGAAUGCAUUAAGCAGCUGUGCUUUUUAAUCAGUUAUAGUACCUCUGGGAGCACACCUCUAGGAAUAUUUUCUAAGUCUGUUUUUAAAAUAGUGCAAAGAAAACCCAUUUCCCUAGAACAUCUUAAAAAAUACUUCAGUUGUUCCUAAUCAUUUUUAUCCAUUGCGAAUACAAAUUAGAUUAAGUGCCACAUCUUUGGAUACAUCUUUGUAUAAACCACAUCGUUGGUGGGGGCUGGGCAAUAGUAUACAAAAAUACCAAAUAUAAAAUUUUGAAUCUGGGGAAUAUUCAGGUUCUAAAUACUAAAUUAGAUGACAAGUUCUUUGUUAUUUACUGCAAGUUCUUUUAUUGCAGUUUUCUAUAAGUAUUAAGUACAUUAGAAGGUAAGUUUUUUUUUACCAAGGAAUAAUUUGAAAUAGCAUUAGUACAUAUAUGACCCUUUAAGCAUCUGCCGUCCUCAGAAUGAUCUGUAGUGGGCUGCCAGAGUCCUUUUGUCUUUCUUAGGAGAUACUUUGGCUUGUUAGCAUUUUUUUUUUUUUGUCUUGAUGCACAGAGAAUUUACAUGUGAGAGACUUCCGUUGGUAUUAAUAGGAGUUACCCAUUCAAUUCCCCCAGUCAUCACUGAACUAACCAUCAGUUCUCAUACUUCAAAUUAGUCAUAGUCAUACACUAGAGCUUAGACAACACUGACACAGUAAAAAUAUAGGAUGACACGAAAUGUGAAUUUUAACAGUGUUCAAGAAGAACAAAUAAGCAUUUGCUUCCAGAGCAUACAUUUUUUACCUGCAUUAAAAGAAAAUUUUCCAAAAAAAAAUUUUCUUUGUGAAUAAGAGCAAAACAGUCCUAACAAAAAAAGGAAUUGUAUUAAAGCCUUUUCUGUGAAUGUCUUUCCAAAUUAAACUAUAAUAAUGGAUUGAGGAAAUAAUAAGGAAAAAGCAAAAACUCUUGAUUUCAGGUAUGCAGAGGGUGCGGGCAGAUGGGCAGUUCCUGUGUGCAUUGCCUUUGAAAAAUUGGGCCUUAAUUUAUAUGUAAAUAGCAAUGCUGUGUUCACAUCCCCCUUCUACCUACUAAGUUGUCUUUAUUAGUCUCUAUUGUGUAAAAUUUCACUCAUAAGUAUUACUUUUGUAUUAUGUCCAUUUUUUAAUUGCAUGUUUAUACUCUUUGCUACAGUAUUGUUGAGUUUUGGGUAAAGGCCAUCAGCUGUAUGGAGAAGACAGAACAAUCACUAUUUAUUCAGAAUUGCUGCUUUACAUUUCCAGAAGAGCUUUCGAUGCCAGGACAGUGGCCGCUGGAAAGCUGCAGGAGCUCUAUUCCAAUGCAUUUUAUAUAUUUUUAGAAACCAAAUAAAUGCAGAUAACUAUUUAGUAUACUAAUUAUAUUAAACCAGCAGAAAUAUAAAGGCAAUAAAGUAUAUACAUAUAUAUAUAUGGGGGGAAGGGAAAGAUUAAAAAAUAGGUUUACAACCAGACACGGUGAUAGCCCUAAGUGUAUUUCUCAAUUUGUCUUUCUUUAUUGACCCCAGAAGGAUUUGAGUUGCUGCAGCUUUAAACAGAAAAUCACCGCGCGUUCACUAAUUGUGGACACAUAAAUAUGCUUUUAGUACUGCUUUGCUUAUGUACAAAUAAAAUAUCUGUAGUCUGUGUAUUAUAUGUAAUUAUUCUUUUCUUUUGACUUCCACUUCAAAGUGUAUAUUUUCUGAUUAUUAUCAUGAGCUGUAAAACAAAAGAUCAAUAUCUGAUAUUCUCCCAAGUAAUAAAUUUUCAGGAUUCAUUGGGGCAUUA
Messenger RNA from Myotis lucifugus (little brown bat), 5548 nucleotides. It is a transcript of the gene RASSF8, whose product is annotated as Ras association domain family member 8. The record is from RefSeq and is a predicted model, not a curated record. The transcript is spliced from 5 exons. Lineage: Eukaryota; Metazoa; Chordata; Mammalia; Chiroptera; Vespertilionidae. Gene Ontology annotation, biological process: signal transduction. Bases 216 to 1475 code for a protein of 419 amino acids.